Molecule: messenger RNA, 2775 nt
Organism: Rhipicephalus sanguineus (brown dog tick)
Lineage: Eukaryota; Metazoa; Arthropoda; Arachnida; Ixodida; Ixodidae
Product: serine/threonine-protein kinase mTOR
Biological process (GO): protein phosphorylation; negative regulation of macroautophagy; TOR signaling
Cellular component (GO): TORC2 complex; nucleus; TORC1 complex
Molecular function (GO): protein binding; protein serine/threonine kinase activity; protein-containing complex binding
Source: RefSeq, a predicted model, not a curated record
CCAUGCGGAGCCGGAUUGAGUCGGAUCGUACCCGGGUUAAGCAUUGAGCAAGCAAAAGCGGUGCUUUUACACAUCCAACUUUUGUAAUGACUCUCGGACACAAUGUGAGCGCCUCAUGCAAGUGUGCCUGCCUCAUUGGUUGAUGUGCCGUUUAAGUUGCGUUCCCACCAUGCUCUAAUAAAGUCCAUCAUGAUCGGCCACGUGAACCAGUUCGUCGUUGGUCUGAAAAGCCGCAGCGAAGAUGUGCGCUUCAAGACCGCGAAUGAGCUGCACCACUACGUCACCACAGAACUGCGGGAGAUGGGCUCGGAGGACGUGUCGGCGUUCAUGGAAGAGUUCCACCAUCACAUAUUCGAGAUGGUCUCGAGUUCUGACGUGAACGAGAAGAAAGGAGGCAUCUUAGCAAUAGUGAAUCUCCUGGAAGUGGAUUCUGGCAACACUGGAUCAAGAAUCAGCCGUUUUGCAAACUACCUCCGCAAUCUACUGCCAUCUAAUGACACAACGGUUACAGAGCUUGCUGCGUAUGCCAUUGGCCGUCUGACAACUGUUGGCAGCAGCUUUACGGCUGAAUACGACGACUUUGUCAUUAAGCGUGCCAUUGAGUGGCUUUGUGAAGAGCGCCACGAGGGCAAGCGUCACGCUGCUGUGCUGAUUCUUCAGGAACUGGCCAUUUCGACACCUACAUUCUUCUUUCAAAACAUACAGCCAAUCUUCGACUGCAUCUUCAAUGGUGUACGAGACCCCAAACCUAUGAUCCGAGAAGGUGCUGUGCUGGCUCUGAGGGCUGCACUCAUGGUGACAGCACAGCGUGAGACAAAGGACACCCAGAAUCCUCCCUGGUACUCCAAGUGUUACGAAGAAGCCGAGAGUGGCUUUGAAGAGGCACUGGGAGGUGCGAGGGAAAAAGGUGUGAACAGAGAGGACCGCGUCCAUGGCUCUCUGCUGGUCAUCAGUGAACUUCUCAAGUGCAGCAACAUUGAGGGAGAGAGGGUGCGCCAGGAACUGGAGGAGGUCACUUCCCAGCAGGCUAGGCACGAGGCACACCGGAGCUCAGGCAGUUCGUUGACGCGCUCCUUGCGGGCGCUGCAGCAGAUGCAAGAGCACCGUGGGGCGAGAGCGGCUCUGCUGCGCUAUCAUCGAGCACAGGGCUUUCAGCCAGCAUCCAUCAUGCACCCGCACCAGCUGCACGGAGGCCACCGGCACCACACUCAUCGCCUGGUGCCCACGCACGAGAGCAACACCUGCAAGCGCCUGCUGGAUGAGAAGUUUGACCAGAUAUGUGAAAGGGUUUUAAGGCAACGUGCCUUGCGAAAUCCAUACAUCCAGCAUGCCCUGCACAUGGUGCUGCCCAGACUUGCUGCCUUCCAGACACAAAGAUUUGUAAAGAGGUAUCUGGCUGACACCAUGGACUACCUACUUGGCUGCCUGCGGAGGGAGAGGGAGCGAAGCUGGGCGUUUCUCUCAAUAGGACUGCUAGCGGUUGCUGUGGGUGAACAUCUGUUGCCCUACCUUCCUAAGGUCAUGGAAGUUAUUCGUGUGUCCUUGCCCAGCAACAGCACACCAUCCAAGAAAAAAGGUCCUGUGUUGGAUCCUGCAGUUUUCACAUGUAUCAGUUUGCUAGCGAGAGCCACCAAAAGUAGCAUCGCCAGUGAUCUGAAAGACCUACUAGACCCCAUGCUCAAUACUGGCCUCAGCCCAGCACUGACAGCUGCCUUGCAGGAAGUAUCGCUGCGCAUUCCCCAGUUGAAGCGAGAUAUUCAGGAUGGCCUACUCAAGAUGCUGUCCUGUAUACUGAUGCAGCGUCCACUCAAGCACCCUGGUGUGCCCAAGCACAUGCAUGCAGCUCAGCCUAGUCCAGAAAGCUCCGAUGUUGCAACUAUUUCGCUUGCUUUGAAGACCUUGGGUAGCUUUGACUUUCAGGGACGCACACUGACAAGCUUUGUCAAGCAUUGCGCUAAUACGUACCUCACAAGUGAGCACAAAGAAAUACGGCUGGAAGCAGUUCGAACGUGCUGCUGCCUUCUCUCACCAGCAUUGCAGAACAUGAAAGCAACUGGCAAAUACAGCCCUUCCCUCAUGGAUGAUGUCCAGAGAGUGCUUGGAAAAUUGUUGCUGGCUGGUGUGACGGACACUGACUCGGAUGUGCGUUACUGUGUGCUUGCAUCCCUGGAUGAGAAGUUUGAUGGCCACCUGGCCCAAGCAGAGAACCUCAGUGCCUUGUUCAUCUCUCUGAAUGAUGAAGUUUUUGAGAUUCGGGAGCUUGCCUUGUGCAUUAUUGGCCGGCUGAGCAGUCUGAACCCAGCGUACAUCAUGCCUCCUCUUAGGAAAGUGCUCAUACAGAAUCUGACAGAGUUGGAGCAUUCCGGUGUGGUUCGAAACAAGGAGCAGGCGGCCAAGAUGCUGGGCCACCUCCUGUCCAAUGCACCAGGGCUAAUACGACCAUACAUGGAGCCCAUUCUGGCUGUGCUUAUUCCAAAGCUCAAGGCUCCAGAUCCAAACCCUGGGGUAGUCAUAUGUGUCCUGGCAGCAGUUGGAGAGCAGGCACAGGUGAGCGGGACAGAGAUGCGCAAGUGGAUGAACGAACUGCUGCCCAUCAUCAUAGACAUGCUGCAGGAUUCAUCAUCAUUGCCAAAGAGAGAGAUCAGCCUCUGGACACUUGGUCAGCUAGUGGAAAGCACCGGCUACGUAGUUGAGCCAUAUCACAAGUAUCCCACUCUCCUGGAUGUGCUUCUAAACUUCCUCAAGACGGAGCAGUCCAGUAGCAUUCGGAGAGAA